GCCGCGACGCGAGCCGGUUAACUCGCAAACGUAGUGCGGCGAGGAUUAAAAAAAAAUGAUAUAAUUUUUUUUUCAUAUCGUUCAUAGUCGAGUGUUUCCCAAUAUUGAUGAAAUAAUAUUGUGGAAGCAGUGGCUAACAUUGGAAUUUAUUGGAAUUUUUAAUAUCAAAAAAAUAGUAAAAUGGAUAUAUACCAGAAAAACAUGGAUUGCUUAAACGGCAAUGAUCCGUUUACUCCAAAUUUAAAUAAAGAAUGUAACUUCGGUACCUAUAACCAAAGCAAUGAGGCGAUAUCGGAUUACUACGAUGGCGCAGUUAUACUUGUUACGGGAGGCACAGGUUUCGUAGGCAAAGCAUUACUAGAAAAACUGUUAAGAAGUUGUGCUGGCAUUGAAACUAUCUACGUUUUGAUGAGACCAAAACGAGGCUUGUCUGUCGAACAAAGGUAUAAGGAACUGCUGAAAAACCAGGUUUUCGACCGUAUCCGUGCGCGUUGGCCGGAGCGUCUCGGGAAGCUGUUUCCAAUAACAGGCGAUGUGUCGGCGCCAAACCUGGGCGUCAGCGCUGAACAACGAGAGCUGCUGAGCUCGGUGACAACUGUAUUCCAUUCAGCGGCUACCGUCAAGUUCACUGAACCGUUGCAAGCGGCCACAGCGCUGAAUGUGCAGGGUACUGCGUAUCUGCUGAAACUGGCUUCUGAUAUGCCUCUGCUUAAGGCUCUAGUCCACGUGUCUACAGCAUAUAGCAACGCGCCGCGUAGCCACAUCGAAGAGCGCGUGUAUCCACCGCCGUACGACCCAGACAGCAUAGUACGGUGCACUAAAAUGCUGCCGCCAGAUACCGUCGACACUAUAGCGGAAACUUUACAGGGAGAACAUCCUAAUCCCUACACACUUACCAAAGCGUUGGCUGAAUCGAUUGUGUUCAGUCAUACAAAUCUACCAGUUUGCAUAGUCAGACCUUCUAUAGUUACUGCAGCUUAUCAAGAACCUUUCCCCGGAUGGAUAGAUAAUGUCUACGGAGUUACAGGUAUAAUAAUGGAGAUAUCUCGUGGUACCUACCGUUCCGGGUACUGUAGAGAGCGGUACGUGGUCGAUCUGGUGCCCGUUGAUUUAGUUGUCAAUAGCUGUAUUCUAGCUGCUUGGCGACAAGGUUGUAAAGAACCGGGCCGCUGUCCAGUUUAUAAUGUAACGUCUGGAUCCAUCAACCCUCUGCAGUGGGGUCAAUUCACAAGGCUCUGCAUUAAAUGGGCGAGGGAAAAUCCCACCAAAUACGUCAUGUGGUAUCCGAAUUUCUCCUUUACUGAGUCCCGUUUUAUGAAUACGUUUUGGGAGAUAUCUUGCCACUUCUUACCCGCCUUCCUAUAUGAUGUUUUGCUGCGAGCACAGGGCAGGAAAGCUAUAAUGAUGAAGUUAGCUCGUCGAUUCAAAAUGGCGGCAGCUACAGGAGAAUACUUUGCGAACCACGAAUGGCAAUUCGGUAUAUCGGAACUCACAGCUCUUCACGCUGAAGCGAACUGUGCGAGCGACUCCAGCGCCUUCCCCCACUGGCCUGCUCAGUUCAACUGGGACACUUACAUCGGAGCUUACAUGUUGGGGAUACGGCGAUUCAUAUUGAAGGACAGCGUUGAAUCACUGCCCAAUGCUAGGUCAAAGUUAAAAAGAUUGUAUUGGGUGCAUCGAAUGUUCCAGGCUGCAACAGGAUAUUAUUUAUUCAGAUUCUUAGCUGGUCGUUUACGGUAGAAUGUGGUAGAAAUAAGUAGUACCAACAUCUGUAUAUCGUAAUUGAUGGCAUUGCAGUAGGAAUUAUAAUUGAUAGUUUAAGAGAUACCAAUCUAAGUCUUAAGAAUGUUUGUAAUAACUUCGAAAUCAA
This is a messenger RNA of Papilio machaon (common yellow swallowtail), 1870 nucleotides long. Its product is annotated as putative fatty acyl-CoA reductase CG5065. Gene Ontology annotation, cellular component: peroxisome. Lineage: Eukaryota; Metazoa; Arthropoda; Insecta; Lepidoptera; Papilionidae. The record is from RefSeq and is a predicted model, not a curated record. Gene Ontology annotation, biological process: long-chain fatty-acyl-CoA metabolic process. Gene Ontology annotation, molecular function: alcohol-forming very long-chain fatty acyl-CoA reductase (NADP+) activity. Bases 181 to 1740 code for a protein of 519 amino acids. The transcript has 12 exons.